AUGCAUUCAAUUCUUCGAGCCAGAUGCACCGGACAGGUAGCUAAGCUGCAGUGCCGACGAUACGCCACUCCCUCCCUUAAAACUCCAAGACAUCUUCUCUCGAUCGCAGACCUUACCCCGGCCGAGUUCACGGCUCUAGUCCGCAAUGGAUCCUCCCACAAACAGGCUAUCAAGUCAGGCUCCGUCCCCGAUUCACUCGUCGGUGCAUUGUCGGGUCAGACGGUUGCAAUGAUGUUCAACAAGCGAAGCACGCGAACCAGAAUUUCUACCGAAGGAGCGGUGACACGGAUGGGCGGCCAUCCGAUGUUUCUCGGAAAGGAUGAUAUCCAAUUAGGAGUCAAUGAGUCGCUCUACGAUACCUCCGUCGUCCUCUCGUCCAUGGUAUCAUGCAUCGUCGCCCGUGUUGGGCCACACUCGGAUGUCGCAAACCUCGCCAAGCACUCAACUGUCCCUGUGAUAAAUGCGCUGUGCGACACUUUCCACCCACUGCAAACCAUCGCUGACUUUAUUACAUUACAAGAAAACUUUGCGCCUCAGGCGACGUUAAGCCAGCCUGCGUCGUCCUCUCUAGGGUUGGAAGGGUUGAAGAUUGCCUGGGUUGGGGAUGCGAACAAUGUACUGUUCGAUCUUGCCAUCGGGGCAACUAAGAUGGGAGUAGAUAUCGCCGUUGCCACUCCAAGAGGGUAUGAGAUGCCCUCCAGCAUCGUCGACCUAGUCAAUAGUGCCCGCAAUGGCGUCAAGAGCCCCGGCACCCUAACGCAAACCUACUCCCCUGAAGAGGCGGUCAAGAAGGCUGAUGUGAUCGUGACCGAUACCUGGAUCUCGAUGGGCCAAGAGCAGGAGAAGCUACAGCGGUUGAACUCGUUCAAAGGGUUCCAGGUCACUAGUGAGCUUGCGAAGCGUGGAGGGGCAAAUGAGAACUGGCGUUUCAUGCACUGUUUGCCACGGCAUCCUGAGGAAGUCAGUGACGAAGUGUUCUAUGGCGAGAGAUCCCUUGUGUUCCCAGAGGCUGAGAAUCGUCUCUGGGCGGCGAUAUCGGCUAUUCAAGCGUUCGUCGUGCAGAAAGGGCAAAUCGUCUAA
Messenger RNA from Arthroderma uncinatum, 1080 nucleotides. Its product is annotated as ornithine carbamoyltransferase. The record is from RefSeq and is a predicted model, not a curated record. Gene Ontology annotation, biological process: L-citrulline biosynthetic process. Gene Ontology annotation, molecular function: ornithine carbamoyltransferase activity; amino acid binding. The transcript has a single exon. The coding region runs from base 1 to 1080 and encodes 359 amino acids. Lineage: Eukaryota; Fungi; Ascomycota; Eurotiomycetes; Onygenales; Arthrodermataceae. Gene Ontology annotation, cellular component: mitochondrion.